Messenger RNA from Ostrinia furnacalis (Asian corn borer), 748 nucleotides. RefSeq lists its product as uncharacterized. Lineage: Eukaryota; Metazoa; Arthropoda; Insecta; Lepidoptera; Crambidae. Gene Ontology annotation, molecular function: nucleic acid binding. The transcript has a single exon. The record is from RefSeq and is a predicted model, not a curated record. The annotation marks the transcript as partial.
ACACAGAACCUCUAUCUGGCUUUGCAAGUCAAGCAAGAAGGUAUUAAAUUCAUUUUUACUCCAACUUACGCUCCUCACUUUGGCGGCAUCUGGGAGGCCGGGGUAAAAGCUGCAAAAUAUCAUGCAAAACGUGUAAUCGGCAAUAGUCACCUCACAUUUGAGGAAAUCACAACCUUGUUUGCCCAAAUAGAGUCAAUAUUAAACAGUCGUCCUUUGUAUCCUCUAUCAUCAUCUCCCAACUACCUCCUUUCCCUAACUCCGGGGCACUUUCUUAUUGGAAGACCUCUAACGUCGAUACCAUCAGCAAAUCUAAAAAACGCAAAAGAACACUCACUGAAGAGGUUUGCACGGCUAGAACAGAUUCAUCAGCACUUUUGGAGGCGCUGGUCCAAAGAAUACAUAGCAGAGUUACAGCAACGAAUCAAAUGGCGGAAUGACACCUCUAGACUAAAUGUAGGAGAUCUGGUCCUGCUGCAAGAAGACAACACCCCUCCCUUGAAUUGGAGACUUGGGCGUGUUACCAGACUAUUCCCUGGCGCAGACGGUGUAUCAAGAGUGGCCGACGUCAACACAACAAGAGGAAGUGUACGGAGACCCCUAAUUCGUCUGUGCCCUCUACUUACCAGCGAUGAUAUCACGGGUUAAAACUUCCGUUUUAACGAGGCGGGAAGAUGUUGAGGCGUUCAGCCUCCUUGCUUCAAUCUGUGCGCGGCGCGGCGUUUUAUUUUUAAUUAUUUAGGACUUCUUU